Monopterus albus (swamp eel) is the source of this 2889-nucleotide messenger RNA. RefSeq names its product desumoylating isopeptidase 1b (gene desi1b). The coding region runs from base 303 to 797 and encodes 164 amino acids. Lineage: Eukaryota; Metazoa; Chordata; Actinopteri; Synbranchiformes; Synbranchidae. Gene Ontology annotation, molecular function: peptidase activity. The transcript is spliced from 6 exons. Gene Ontology annotation, biological process: protein modification by small protein removal. The record is from RefSeq and is a predicted model, not a curated record.
AAGUAUUAGUUUCCCAUGACAAAUUGAUAUUUGAGAGUCAUGUUGUUGUUUGUAGUAAGACUGUGAUACAACACCGACUGUCGGCACACGUUGCCUUCAGGCUUUUACUGUUGGAUUUAUUUCACUACAUUAUUUAUUACUUUUCAUGUUUAGACUCAUGAGAGUUCCAGGAUACGCUUUUAAUUGGCUGAAGUUUUAUGUGCCAUCUAACUGCAACUAGCUAACUAGCCCUAACGUUUGGUGGAUGUGAUUCACCUGACUUUAAGUUAGCUGUGAUUUGAAGAAAAUCCUCGUUUGUCGGCAUGGAUCAGACAAGCUCUUAUCCAGUGAAACUGUACAUUUACGACAUAUCCAGAGGCAUGGCCCGCCAGCUGAGUCCACUCAUGCUAGGGAAACAGCUUGAUGGGAUAUGGCACACUGGUGUUGUGGUCCACGGAAAGGAGCACUAUUUUGUUGGAGAAGGCAUCAGCAGUUGUUUACCUGGUGGCACCCUCUUGGGUGAACCUGACUCCAUAGUUGACCUGGGUUUCACUGAGGUGCCUGAAGACAUAUUUAUGGAGCAUCUGACUUCACUGGGAGAGUCUACAUACGGUAAUGACAAGUACAACUUGUUUGAGCACAACUGCAACACUUUCAGCAACGAGGUGGCUCAGUUUCUUACGGGCAAAAAGAUCCCGUCGUACAUCACAGACCUUCCAUCUGAAGUACUAUCCACGCCAUUUGGCCAGGCUCUCCAUCCCUUACUGGAUUCCAUCACCAUAAAUCCUGGAGGCGACAACAUAACUGGACAACGGUAGACAGGGUUGUGCCCUACCGUAACCUUAAAGAAAAAUACUUUUAUUUAGGUGGUUUGGGUGAGAAUGGGACAUUGACCACCAGUCACCAGCCAGAUCUUGAACUUCUGUGACUGUGGUUAACCUUUUCUUUUUGGUGAAUUCAGCUACUAGUUCAGGUUUGGCACAUUCCACAUAUCUGAGAUUUUAAUACUAUAAUCAAUCACAAUGUGUAUUUUGCUACAAAUUCAGAUGGCAUUCAAAAAAAAAAAAAUCUGUUACUACUCCAACAAAUGUAGAGGAUUAUACAACCUCUAAGACUACAAGACCCAUUAAUACACAUUAAAAACACAGUUCGUACCAAAAGAACUGUGAUCAAUUAUAAUGAAUCCCUGAUGACAACACAGAAACCCAGAUGUGCAUGGUAAACUCAUGGUAAAUGUAUGAAAGUGAAGGGAAAAGGAUUCAUCUCGUAAGAGGCAGUGAGCUCUCCCCACUGACAUGGGGACUUAAAGGACAAAAGACAAGUAUUUGCCAGUGGCAUGAUAAGGCUAGGGAAUAGGAGUCAGACUCGCUGGUAUAGCAUUGUAAGAUUAGUGCUGGUUAUAUACUGAGUUCUGUAUCGAAAAAACCCAUUAAUCAUUUAGUCCCUUUUAGUAUAUUUUAAUGUUUUAAGCAGAUAAAGCCUCUGUUAUUGUCAUCUUCUCAUAUCUGAGCCUGUACACAGUCAAUCAAUGUGUGGACUGUUCUUCUCACACUUCUUCAAAGACUGUCAUAAUAAAGGACCUUAAAAAAAGGAUGCAGAUUCACAAGAGCACUGGGAAUCAAUUGAAAUACAAAUCUGGGGGAUGCAAAAUGAUUUGGUUAAACCAGGGGAAGCACUCUCACAAACUCGUAGCUGCAUCUGGUUUAUCACACUCAGAGUAGAUAUCUACUCUUUGUAGGCCCAUGGCCCCAGAGGUUGGCACACAUUAAACAUAGUGUCAGGCUGUGUUUAUUUGAGAUACUUUAUAAGAAUUUAUCAGAAAUAUUCCACAGUGUUACUAAAUUCUUCUCCUAAAGUCCUGAAUCCACAACUGGAUCUUGUACCAAAGAUUUUGGUCCACACGUCAAAUUUUGUAAUGUACCAAAAACAGUACUGCAACAGUAAAACAAACAAACAAACAAAUCUUCUCUGAGAGAGGUAAUAUCUCUUCCCUUCAAAACCUUAGACUGGUUUCUUUCCUAUGGAGUUGAGGGUCAUCUGAAUGUAAAUUGAAACCCACCACUGCAAGGGUAUCUGUGUGGUUACUGCUUGGACCCUUCUUAUAAUUACUCUUCUUUUUAAUGUGUCAGUUUCUCUUUUGAUUUGUUUCCACCACGGCCAUUAAUAUGACAGGUUCAGUGGACCAGAGUAGGUUAGAGCUGGUCUGUCUUUGUAUUCAGUGCUUCAGAAAAUAAUCCGACCAAGUUUAAGGCCUAGUGUUGAGAGAUUCUGAGGCACUUGCUUCAUUCAGAAACAGCAUAGUAUUGUGUGUUUUUGAAAUACAGGACCAAUCAUCUGUAUUGUAUUUACAUGACUAAACCAGGCAUAGUAAAUUAUAUGUGCUGCUUUUGUUAAGUAACAUUCACUUAUCCAUUAUUCCUUAAGGAAGAACAUUGAUGCCAUGUCAUUCUCAGUUCAGGUGAAAACCUUUUGUGAAUAAGUAAUAGUUUCCUUUUCUGUCAUUUUGAACCUUGUUAGUACUGUUUAACCUGCUGCUGUUACACCUACUUAAUCUUGUUAAGAGUGUCAGCAAGUCAGAAGUAUCAUUAACAAAAUUUUGCAAAUAAUGCAAAAGACCUCUGAAAUCACGUAUAACUGUCUAAAAUCUGAAUGUAUAGGAGCUUGAUUUUUUUUUUUUACUUAAAAUGUUGAAUUUGAUUUAAUUCAAUUCUUUAUUUUUGCACAUAAGUGAACCUGUUGGAAAAGGGCAAAUAAACUCCUGUUUAAUAACUGGUCAUACCUCCCUACAGAGAGAAAUGAACAGAAAUGAUUUUUAUAUUUGUAUAAUUAAAACAUAUUAAAAUUUACUGACACCUUGCACUUUGUUAAAUGUGUGACAUUUGAAAUUUGACUCAAGUUGUGGCAUUAAAA